ACCACCGCCACCGCCACCAACAACAUCUCUCUACUGAUCCAGAGACCAUAACACUUCACAGAAAGCAAACACAAAGCAGUCCUCGCGAGGAGACAUCAGCGCGGUGCCCGUUGCGCGCUCGGAUACAAUUCGCAAAGGGAUUGCGAUCUCUUUCUGUCGCUUUUCGAGAGAUUUCAGAAGACUGGAGAUCGAUCGGGACGGAACACCUGUGCGUGCUCAUUAAUGACAGACUGAAUAACUGCUAUGACAGGUAAACUAGCGGACAAGAUCCCUAUUACCAUGAGCAGUUUAAUCAACACCAUCCCUGACAGUCUCUACCCAGAAGAAGACAUCCCCACUUCUAUGAACAUUUUCACAAACCCGGACUCUAUUUCGCACUACUCGCAGAUGAAUCCAGAUAAUAUCAUGGAUUUGGGGAUGGGCGGCGAGAAGGGCAGCGGAGAAGUUCAGUACGGCUCUAAUUUCCAGUCUGGUCGAAGCGGACAAACCGUCACCUACCUGGGCAAAUUUGCAUUCGACACCCCUCCAUCUGGCAGCAUCGGAGGCUCCGGUUGGUGUCCCGACAACAACAUCAUCAGCCUGGUGAGUGCGGGAAUCCUGGGGGUGUCACCGUCACCUGGCAACAUCACCACCCAGACGUCUUCGUCGAGCGGCAACAUGGGUGGCCAGUCGUCAGACAUGGAGCAAAUAUACGCACCACCCCUUCCUGCCUACUCGACCUGUGGCGAGAUAUACCCAGAACAGGUGACGUUCCACCACAGCCCGGCCACGUCCUCGUCUCUGCCCUACCCGAGCUCUGACUACCACACCACCUCCAAACCGGGCAUGGAUGGAAGUCUCUUUUCCAUGAUCCCAGACUACAACCUCUUCCAUCACCAGGGGGACGUAGGGGUGAUGGAGCAUAAACCCUUCCAAACCAUGGACCCUAUUAGAGUCAACCCACCUCCCAUAACUCCCCUCGAGACCAUUCGAGCCUUUAAGGAUAAGCAACAGAUCCAUCCCAGCUUUCUCGGUGGGCAACAGCACAUUUCCCAACACCAUCAACCCUCUCAAACACUCGCUCUCAAACCCAUUCGACCAAGAAAGUACCCCAACCGGCCGAGCAAAACUCCCGUGCACGAGCGACCGCACGCCUGUCCGGCGGAGAACUGCGACCGUCGCUUUUCUCGAUCAGACGAGUUGACGCGUCACCUGCGCAUCCACACGGGACACAAACCCUUCCAGUGCCGCAUCUGCAUGCGAUCCUUCAGUCGCAGCGACCAUCUAACCACACACAUCCGUACGCACACCGGCGAGAAGCCCUUCUCUUGCGAGUUCUGCGGGCGUAAGUUUGCGCGGAGCGACGAGCGAAAGAGGCACGCCAAGGUGCACCUGAAACAAAAAGACAAGAAACCCACGGACAAGGGCAAUAGUGCUGGGGCCGGGGGGAGCCACACCUCUCCUCCGAGCUCCUGUGGGAGCGCGGGACCCAGCAGUGCCAAUAUCAUGACCGUCACCACUUGUGCAUGAGAUGGACUUGCAAAGUAAGACUUUGAGGAGAAAAAAACGAAGGCUUCUUUCUCCUCUUAUAUACACACUUGACUCUUAUACUCGCUCCCUCUCACUAUAUCCAUCCGUUUCCUACGGUUUUCAUUGAUUAUGGUGGCAUUUUUCUGUAGCCACUAUUGUUUUUUGGUCAAAUGAGUGGGGGGUAAGUGGACGAGUGCUGCAUGGAUGGGAAGGAGAUGACAGUUCAAGCAGUCAGGUCAAUCCACAGAAAGAGCACUUGCAGACGCAGCGCAGUCAUAAGGGUCCAACUCUCAGCUCUGGGGACCAGAGCAAUCUCUCGAGAUUUUAGUCUUUUAAUUUUUUCCUUGUAUUUUGGUUUGUCAGUGAGUUGUCAGAUAAAAAAGUGCACUUUCAUUUGCUUAAUGUGUUGCAGUCUUUUUAAAUGAUGGUUAAUUAUUUAAUGUUUCUGUGUUGUUGUUG
Sinocyclocheilus grahami is the source of this 1968-nucleotide messenger RNA. RefSeq names its product early growth response protein 3-like. The record is from RefSeq and is a predicted model, not a curated record. The coding region runs from base 244 to 1509 and encodes 421 amino acids. Gene Ontology annotation, molecular function: RNA polymerase II cis-regulatory region sequence-specific DNA binding; DNA-binding transcription factor activity, RNA polymerase II-specific. NCBI's taxonomy places the organism in Eukaryota, Metazoa, Chordata, Actinopteri, Cypriniformes, Cyprinidae. Gene Ontology annotation, biological process: regulation of transcription by RNA polymerase II. The transcript is spliced from 2 exons.